AAGAAGAGGGAGGAAAAGAGAGUUAUCUGGACGACACACUUUUUAUAUAUCAAGUGGACGCCAUUCCUCGCCAUUUCAAAGAUCUGAUGGAUGUCAUAUAAUCAGCUGCUACCAAGUUUUCGUGCCUUGACCAGGAUCUAAAGACUUGGACCUUAUCCAGCUGAUAUUUUAAAUCCUGAACCCGGGUUUUUGGGACCAUUUUCUGGAUUUUUUCUGGCGUGUCGCACCAGUUCUGGUUUGGAUCAAACAUAUUUAAGAGGACUUCAUCACACUAAAACCUGCACCAUGGCUCGGUCUGUGGGUCUGUGGAUCUGCCUGUUCCUGCCUCUGUUAGUCACUGAAGGCAAAAGUGUCGGGCAACACGAGAGUCAGCGCCAGCCCAUCGAUAAACCUUCCUCGCACACCAAGAUGGAACCCUUUUGGAUUGCCAAGCAGCUCAAGGCCAGGGGUGACGCCCCCAAUCAGAGCCUCCCCCUCCCUGAGAUGUUGGACCUAGACGUGGAUCAGCAGCGCCGCCGCCAGGUCCGAGGGGCCGACGAGGACGAGCAGCAGUCCACCUUCAGCCAGUCCUUUGAGAACGACUCUGUGACGGCGCCUCAGGACACCGAGUUUGACAACGGAACCAAAGUAGGAGCGGGAGACGACGACGAUGACGGCAACCUUCACGGGAACUCCUCCAGGUCCGACAAAGACGCCCCGGGACUCUUUAAUCCCUUCUACCCGCUGGUGGAGAGCUCGUACGCGGCCUAUGCGGUCCUGUUUCUGGCCGGCCUGGUGCUGGCGGUGGGCGUGGUGGGAAACAUGGCGGUCAUGUGUGUCGUCUGGAACAACUACUACAUGAGGUCAGCCUGGAACUACCUGCUGGCCAGCAUGGCAUUCUGGGACUUCCUGGUCCUGGUGCUCUGCCUUCCUGUGGUGGUCCUGAACCAGCUCUCGCAUAGGAGGAUCCUGGGUGACAUCACCUGCCGCAUGGUGCCUUAUAUGGAGGCCGUGUCUCUGGGCAUCACCUCCUUCACUCUGUGCGCUCUGGGCAUCGAUCGUUUCCACGCCGCCACCUCCUCGUCCCAGCCCAAGGCGCGGCGGGUGGAGCGCUGCCGCUCCGUGCUGCUGAAGCUGAUUCUCGUGUGGCUCGCCGCUCUGCUGCUGUCCAGCCCCGAGAUCUUCCUGUGGCAGCUGAGCCAGGCCGUGUCCCCGUCCACCGGAAGACUGGUCGACUCCUGCACCAUCACCCCGUCCUCCCCCCUGACCCUUUACCUGCCCGACUCCCUCCACUCUCUGCUGCUCAGGUAUCACCAGGGCCGUAUGUGGUGGUGUUUCGGCUGCUACUUCUGCCUCCCCGUCCUCUUCACCAUCCUCUGCCAAAUGGCCACACGCAACGUCAACAGCGACUCCAGCUCCGCCGAAAAGAAGCGCAACCAAGACGACCGCUCCUCCAAUCAGAAGCGCCAGCAGCACCAGGCGGUGGAGCGGCAGCUGAACUGCACUCUGUUGGCGUUGGCCGUGGUUUACGGCGUGUGCGCUCUGCCCGAACACGUCUGCAACAUCACGCUGGCCUACACGCACAUCACCGUCUCCGAGGACACGGCCGCCAUGCUGGCUCUGCUGCAUCACUUCCUGUUGUUCUUUAAGUCAUCGGUGACGCCGGUGCUGCUGCUGUGUCUGUGUAAGGCUCUGGGUCAGGCCUUCAUGGACUGCUGCUGCUGCUGCUGUCAGGAAUGUCAGCCAACCACAUCUCAGGGCUCGCCAAGCUCCGCCCAGGUCAAACUGAAGGCAGCCAAUGAGACGUCCAUCUUCUUCGACAAGGCUAAAGAAACGUCGGCCAUCUUGUCCAUCUCCAGCUAGAGGCACAGAUCUCUAUUAAACCAUCCGUCCAUGAAUCAAUCCAGCCAUUCAGCUCCUCCUCUUCCUGUCAGCUGUUUCUCCUCCAUCUUUAGUUUCACUCCAACGACUCCCUCUUCCUUUUCUCUCUUCUUCCAGAGCACCUCUGCAUCAAUGAUCACCUUCCUCUUCCUCUUCCUCUUCCUCUCUGUCCACUCCUCCUCCUCUACCAGAUUACCGUUUGUAUGAUAUUCUUCUAUGGACACAGUGUUUUGUUCCCCUCCAGCUUCAUGUCUGUGCAGGGAAUGAUGUUUAAUCUGUAGUGAGAUUAGAUUAAUGUUGCUGUACUUGCACAACCUGCUGGAGUAAAAGCAGGAGCCUGUUUCAGGACUCUCUGAGCGGACUCUUCCCCUGACUUCCUGCAGAACGGAUGGACCUGAGCGUGGAUCGUCUUCUGACAGCUGAAACUUUAAAGGGCCGUGUCCUUUCAACACAUUUUUUUACCCUUGCAGCGCCAACAACCAGUUUGUCCUCAGUAAAGACCAAGUAGAUAUCUGAAGUCCUUCCCUUCUUGAUUCUGAUUGGUUGGUGAGAGGGAAGUGGCAUUAACAAGCCUGAGAGUGCUCCAACAGUUGAACCAUUAUCCAUUGAACAGUUUUUAACUUGAGACACUGAGCACCAAGCUGCAUUGAUUCACAUCAAAAUCAGGCGCUGAAGGCAUAAAAAUGCUGUAAAUGGACACAGGCCCUAACUGUUAUAACAGAGAGUAUUAGACAGCAGCUGUUCCUCCUGAUAGAAGCUCUGAUGAAAACUUAAGAGUGAUCUUAAGCUCCAAUGAUGAGGUUUUCAAGUCUAAUGUCAACGUUGAGUUCACAGGUGAAACUGAAACAGGCUGUAAUGGCUGCAAACGAAUCCUUGGUGCUUGUUUUUGUCUCUGAAAGACUCAGGUUGUUAUUCUAAGAGUUCUAACAACAUUAAAUAACAGCCACCCUAUCGUACUGACCGAACCAUGGUUUUACCAGACACAACACAGGAGUUACUGGUUCACCACUGCCUCCAUUUGUUUGUUUUUGAGUGUUUUAUUGUGUUAAGUUGUUCAAUCCAAUCAAACCAUUUAAAAAAUCACACAGACUGACUGAUCGCUGCAGCAGUAGAUCAACAUCUGAGUUGUGUUUGGAGGUAAAAGUCAUGUUUUUGUUAAUAGAUGGUGAUUUUGGAUGGAGGAUUGUUGCCAGACUCUUAGAAUAACAACCUGAGCCUGUCAGGGACAAACACAAGAACUGUUAGUGGAUUCACUUCAACAGGGAACAUCUGCCACCAAGCAUGUCAUUUCAGCCAUUACAGCAUGUUUUACUGGAGCAUUAAGACCCCGAACCCUUCAACAAAUUGGGCCUAGGUUUUAAAACUCUGGAGAACCAAUGUGUAAACCUUGUUGCUUGAGGCUGCUAACCCCCAACAGAUUACAUGACACAGGAUUAUAAUUGUCAGUGAAAGGACUCUAUGGCUGUGUUUCCACCCAGCGCUCCAGUUUGGUUCAGUCCAGUUUGGUCUGAUUUUGGAUCUUGUUUGCGUUUCCAAAGCCAACUGUUCCCUUGGGCGUGUUCGCUGCAUGGCGGCUCUGGAACGAAUUGAUUUUCAAUUUGCUGUUCAGACCGCCAGCGUGAGCAGCACCAAAAACCGACAGGAUAGCGGGCGCACUGACUUUUUUCCUCUAGCUGUGCAGAGAUCCUGGCCGAAAUGGACAGAAAAGAGAGAAGCUGAGGGCUGAAUUGGUUCUGUAUAUUUAUGUCACAAGCAGGACAAAUAUAUUGGUGUUACUUCUGGAGUGCUUUUCAAAGUAAAAACCCCUUAUUCCAGAAAGAGACAGGUAUUUAAUGAAAGAAGUAACUUACACAGCUCCUUAUUCGAGCCUAAGGGGAACUUUAGUUGGGAAAAGCUGGCAGCAGGUCGGCUGCAGGUACGCUUUGUUAAUUAUUAAAUAACAUCAGGUCACAGGAAAUAUUUCUUCUUGUGCAAUCUCCCUCCCCAUGUGCAUCCACCUCUGUGCCCCUCUCUCUGCUCAGCUGGUGUCUGUAUCAGGAUUCCCUGAUCUGAAUAAAAGCGUACAUUAAACAGAGUCCUAAGUCAUUAAGAUACAUCAUUAACUGAUCAAGUAACAUCAGGUUAGAGAGAUAUAAUCCAGUGUCACCUUUUCUCCCCCGAAAUACUCCGGAGUGUCUAACUCCACCCUUCAGGGGUGUAUCCCACGCUCAGUACCCCAACAGGCGAGGGCGAUAAAGGUAGAACGGAUCAGUUAUGUUGGUACCUUUCCAAACUUCUGUCCAUGAUGAUAAAAAUACUUGUGUACCAUGCUGAACCGAACUGAACUGGACUACCUGGUGGAACUGUUUAUGCUCAUGUGCCUUCAGAGACAGCACAGGUUCAUUAUUGUCACUAAAGGGAGUAAAGGGGCGAAGGUUUGAGAUCUAAAGAGUGUUUGAACAGGAAUCAGACCGCCUCAGUGUUGAGGUGGUCUCUCUGUACAGGAAGAUAAAACGCAUAGGAAGAUUAAAGUUGAUUAAUAUUUGUUUAGAGCAGAGCUUUCACACUGAGACUGUCGAGAGAAGAUAUGAGUGUAGCUGUUCUAAUGCUAGAAAUAUGAAACUAAUUAUUGAACGACAGGAUCAAAGUAGUCAUGCUUUCUGUGAUUUCAUGAGGAUGUCUGUCUUUUUUUAAUGUCCAGUGUCACAGCGGUAGCUUCACAGAAAUAUAAUGUGUGUCAGAGCCGACUGUGCCUUAGUAUCUCCUCAUUAACAGACAAUCCCUCUCUCUGAGGCGACAUCAACGAGUACUGGAAGAACAGGAAGUAGCCUUAUUGUUCAAGAUCCCCAACAGGACAAAAAGUCAACCCGUGACGCCGUUUAUUCCAGACCUCCGAUAGUCAGAGUCUGGUCCUGUAGGAUCGGUUGGGAGUCUACUUGUGUUGGUGAGAGUCAGGAUGAGGGGCGUGUUUUAAGGAAUGCACCAUGUUAAAGAAGGUCUUUAAAAGUCGGGCUGGAUGAGUGUAUUUGUGAGAGAGAGAAAGAGACUGCAGCACGUUUGGAGCUGAAACUAGUCCCUGACUGUUGGGGUUUCUGAAUAUCCGGCAAGUCUUUGGGAUGCAAAGAUCCAGGAGGGGAAGUCCAUGCUUUGCCGGGUCUGAAACAACAUUUCAAUGCUUGUUUGUUGAUGUAGUCUGGAUCCACCAUUUCCUCUCUAGAGUUUAAAGAAUUCAACGUUGCUUCUCUCGCUUCAUUCAGAUCUCUGAACUGACUUUUUAAAAGAUUGCACCACUGAGGAAUUUCCAUGUUCUUUGGUGUUUGUGGAGAUAGAGUAAAUAAGGCGGAGGAGGCCGAGUGAACAAACAGAGCAAUGCUAAUUUUAGAUUUUGAAUCAGGCAGAGAACCAGACAAAGCUAGGAGGAGACAUUUAGCAGUCUUAGCUAAUUGUUUGGAAAGGUUUGAGGCUUCCUGUGAAAAUGACACACAAAUCCAUUCUAUGAUUUUAUUUUUGUUGUUGCAGAAAUAAAGAAAUGAUCAUCCUCUCCCUUCUGGCUCAGAAUAACUCGCCUCAUUUUAACUCUUUCAGUAGACAGUGACACCAGAACACCUGCUAACCCCGGCUCAUGUGAAACCAUGUGGACCUUUUUCAGACUGAACUUUCAUGAAGCUGUUUUCGUCUGUGAUUCAAACUCCUGUUUUCAUUCACACGUGGUAAAUAUAUUUGUUAAGUUGAUUCAUUUUUAUGGAAGCUGUAAAUGAGAGGCACACUAAGAGUUAAAGUCCCACUGGUGUGUUGUUUGACUUUGUUGUGAAUAUGAACACAGUUUGACAUUAAAGUCUGGAUUUUCUUUCCUAACUUUUUAAUAAAGGGACGACCACACAAACAGAUCCUCUGUGCCUGACUCAGACUUUGUCUCUCUUAACUGUACAGGAUGGAGGGGGCGGUACGGUACAAAUUAAUGUGCAUUAUUAAAACCUUCUGAUGCAAUGAUU
Messenger RNA from Notolabrus celidotus (New Zealand spotty), 5831 nucleotides. Its product is annotated as G-protein coupled receptor 37-like 1. Gene Ontology annotation, molecular function: G protein-coupled peptide receptor activity. The record is from RefSeq and is a predicted model, not a curated record. The transcript is spliced from 4 exons. The coding region runs from base 286 to 1842 and encodes 518 amino acids. Gene Ontology annotation, cellular component: signaling receptor complex; plasma membrane. Gene Ontology annotation, biological process: positive regulation of MAPK cascade; adenylate cyclase-inhibiting G protein-coupled receptor signaling pathway. NCBI's taxonomy places the organism in Eukaryota, Metazoa, Chordata, Actinopteri, Labriformes, Labridae.